AUGGGACAAAGUCAGUCCGCUAGUCAUGCAUAUUUUCUGCGGACCCUGCGGGUUUUAUUGGCAGAGAGAGGGCAUAAGGUGUCUUCCUCCACACUGCAGGAAUUUUUCAGGAACAUAGAAGACUUGUGCCCUUGGUUCCCACCAGAAGGAACAGCAAACCCAGAGGAUUGGAGACGGGUGGGCCAAGAGAUGAAAAAUCAAAUAAAGUUGCGGGGCUCCGGUGCCUUGCCGCCCAAUACAAUGGGCCUUUGGUCUCAUAUUUGUGAAAUCCUGGAGCCACAACAAAAAAUUGAGCUGAUAUCUUUAAAAUCAUGGGUUGAAGAUGAGGAAAAAGAUCCUAUUAAAGUACCCCUGACUCCCACUGGGGUGUCCUCUUUUGAGAUCCUGGGCAAUGAUGCUAACUUACCCGCCCAGGACCCUUUCCCUCCUCCACCACCGCCUAUGCCCUUGGCGGGGAAAGCCCCUAGGGCUCAGAGUGGUGGGGAUGAAUUUGGCGACGAUGAUGUUUAUCUCGAUGAUGACCCCAUUCUGACUAUGCCCACAUCAUUGAAAUCGGUCCUGCCUGCAGUCACAACCUCUGGUCAAGGGAUUAAUUCCAUGACUAAGUGCACUCAAACUAGCACGCUGCAGGCUUUUCCCAUUAUGACCAAUCAGCAAAGCGCUGCCAAGUCCUCUGUGUCCAACAUUAGCCCUUUACAGAGAACUUUACUAACAGCGCAGCAAGCGGGAGAGGACGUGGGAGAGUUUAAUGCCUACCCAGUAACCUUACAGGGAGGCCAACGGACAUAUACUGCCCUAAAUUUUAAAAUGUUAAAAGACUUAAAGGCUGCCUGUAGUCAGUACGGGGCCACUGCUCCCUUUACCCUAUCUAUGAUGGAAAACCUUACCAGAGAAGCUCUUUGCCCAGGAGAUUGGAAGGUUGUUGCCCGGGCUUGCCUUAAUGGGGGAGAUUAUUUGUUGUGGAAGGCCGAAUUCGAGGAGAAGUGUAACAAUCUGGCUAUCUAUAACAGAAGGACCCAAAUCCCUGUCACAUAUGAGAUGUUGGCUGGUACUGGAGCUUAUUAUGAAGUGGGUAACCAAAUACAUUUCCCUGAGAUUGCCUAUGCUCAAAUCAAUGAGGCUGUUUUGACUGCAUGGAAAAAGUUACCGACCACUGGCACAAGGACAGAAGAGUUAUCUAAAAUAAGACAGGGACCCGAUGAACGUUAUCAAGAUUUUGUUUCACGGCUGUUACAAGCCGUGAGUAGGAUUGUUGUAGAUGGGGAGGCAGGAACUAUUAUAGUGAAGCAGCUAGCCUUUGAGAAUGCCAAUUCAGCAUGUCAGGCGGCCAUAAGGCCUUGGAAGUCCACGGGCACCCUUGAGGAAUUUUUGCGGCUGUGUGCAGACAUUGGUCCCAGUUAUGUACAAGGAGUGACCUUGGCAGCAGCCCUUCGAGAAAUUCCUCCACAGCAGCUACAUUCACAACUUCUUAAAAAACAAAAGGGAAAGUCAGGCCCCACAACUACCUGA
Zalophus californianus (California sea lion) is the source of this 1509-nucleotide messenger RNA. RefSeq names its product endogenous retrovirus group K member 10 Gag polyprotein-like. The record is from RefSeq and is a predicted model, not a curated record. The transcript has a single exon. The coding region runs from base 1 to 1509 and encodes 502 amino acids. Gene Ontology annotation, biological process: viral process. Gene Ontology annotation, molecular function: structural molecule activity. NCBI's taxonomy places the organism in Eukaryota, Metazoa, Chordata, Mammalia, Carnivora, Otariidae.